This is a messenger RNA of Sardina pilchardus (European sardine), 2293 nucleotides long. RefSeq names its product G2/M phase-specific E3 ubiquitin-protein ligase-like. Lineage: Eukaryota; Metazoa; Chordata; Actinopteri; Clupeiformes; Clupeidae. The record is from RefSeq and is a predicted model, not a curated record. Gene Ontology annotation, molecular function: ubiquitin binding; ubiquitin-protein transferase activity. Gene Ontology annotation, biological process: protein modification process; protein transport; endosome to lysosome transport. The coding region runs from base 89 to 1843 and encodes 584 amino acids. Gene Ontology annotation, cellular component: ESCRT I complex. The transcript is spliced from 11 exons.
GUUCUCUUUCACUUUCAGCGUGGUCUGUCGCAGUGAGGAAGUGAAAUAAGUUGCCUUUUUUUCUGGGAGACUCUCGUUAAUUCAGAUUAUGGCACUGACAAUCAAUGAAAAUGCACUCCAAAGAAUGUUAAAGAGUUACAAAUGCAAGGAUCUGACUGCGCAGGAAAUCAUUCAUGUCAUUAUCCAGUACAACGAUCUCAAGCCUGUUAUGGAUUUAUAUGUGUUUAAUGAUGGCUCCAGCAGGGAAUUGAUGAGCCUGGCAGGGACUGUCCCCAUCAACUACAGAGGAAAUACUUACAACAUCCCCAUCUGUGUGUGGCUGCUGGAUACCUACCCUUAUAACCCCCCCAUCUGCUAUGUGAGGCCCACCAGCACCAUGAUGAUUAAGAAAGGGAAGCAUGUGGACCCCAAUGGCAAAGUCUACCUGCCCUACCUGUACGAAUGGAAACAUCCUCAGUCAGACCUGUUCAGCCUAAUCCAGGUGAUGAUUCUGGUAUUUGAGGAGGAGCCACCCGUCUUCUCACAACCCACCACACCAACUCCACACCAACCCUUCCAGACAACAAGCCCAACCACUGAUCCCUUUAGCACAUCUUCAGGGGAUCUGCCAGAGAGAGCUGCCAGCGGUUCCCUUGCUGGAGCACUUUCCAUCAUCUCCAUUGAGGAAACAGAUGAAGCUCAGUCGCUGGAGUACAUCCAACUUCAAGAGGAACUCUCAUUGCAUGAGAUCCUGGAGACAUUCUCCAUGAAGAACAAAGAAGAUGGAUCCACCCCAGUUGUGGUUCGCCGAAAAAGUGUGCUGAAGGAUGCUUUGACUCUUUGUAAGAAGAGUUAUUUUUCUUGGAAGAGGACACCCCAUGUGGAAUUUAUUGGGGAGGAGGCUGCAGAUUUGGGGGGAUCCAUGAAAGAGUUUUUCAGGCUUUUAAUGAUGGAUGUGGCAUCAGCUUAUGGUGUCUUUGAAGGUCCUCAAGACAAGCUCCUAUUCACGUAUGAUCUCUCAGCUCUGGAAGAUGGGAAAUACAGGACAGCUGGGAUGCUCAUAGCCUGGUCUGUUCUCCACAAUGGACCAGGCAUCCGUGCUCUGCAUCCAGCACUAUUUCAGAUCAUGUGCAAGCAAAAAGCAGACCUGCAACACUUUGACUAUCAUGACAUUCCUAAUGAGAAAGUUCAGAGCAAUCUACAGAAGAUUCAGCAGUGUGUAACAGAGAAACAACUUAUGUCUUUGUGCAGUGAACUAGGAGAUUGGAUAUCAGAUUGUGGAGUUCCUAGAAUUUUUACUGCAAAAAUCAAAGACAUACCUACUAUUUUUGAUCAGGUUGUGAAGUAUUAUAUUUACUUCAGGACUGCAAGUGUGAUUCACCAGUUCAUUGAGGGGAUGAACAUGUGUGGGAAUCUGUGGAGUCAGGUUGAGAGGAACUGGGUGGCAUUCCUACCCAUCUUCACCAACACAUCUGGAGAAAUGUCACUGUCUUCAUUUAAGGGCCUCUAUAACAUCUCCUGGUCCCCACAAGGAAGCAACCAGAGAAGGAGGGAGGAAGAAACCAUGUUUGGAUGGGAAAUGUUCCUCAUCGCAAUUCAAGAAAAGGCCACAGAUGUGACUUUCAAGGAUCUGCUGGUCUUCUGGACAGGCAUGGAUUCAGUGCCCAGUCUUGGGUUCUCAAGGAAGCCAGUCAUUGAGUUUUAUGAGCAGGAGGGUAGCUCACGGAUACCAUAUGCCUCCACCUGCUCACUGACUCUCUUUCUACCUAGAGGAGUGGAGGAGGAGAUGGAUGCACUUCUUACCAUAGCAAUCAAAGAGUCAUUUGGCUUUGAGACAGUUAAAGGCACCACACAUUGUUGGUGAAGGGGACAAAGUAUCAAGAAGAAAGCUUGAAGAUGCUUGAAUGGAAUGAUCCAUAUUGUGAAUGCUAUACAUUUUUGAUCUUCAAUUGCUUAUAAAUAGCAAAAGUUCAAAAGAAAACUUAAUGAGUAAAAAAAUGAUGUAUGUAUACUAUUAUGUAUUGUUUACAUUUAUUCAAAUUGUUACUACAGAGAUUAAAGAAGCACUAAAUCGUUUUUACCUUAAAAUAAUGUUUCCAAAAUCAUUUUGAUGGCACAUAAACUCUUAUUGGGGCAAAUGGCACUUCUGCCGCACUUUGAGUUCCUGCUAUGACUAACAAAAAUGUGUAAUUUACCUCUAUACCAACAAGUUCUGAAGAUAUCAUUUUCAUGCGCACAUAUGUCACAGACAAUGUAAGUCACUGUGGUUAUUAUCACUGAGUGAUAAAAAUACAAAUCGAGAGGCAGCAUUCCC